CACAGUCUUACGAUGUAAGUGUACGUUGUGAUGUGUGCAACCCUCACAUACCUACCUCACAUAUGCCUACCUAGGUAGAUACAGUGCGAUUGUGCCCCCGAAGUGACCGAGGGGACCUCAUGGGACCUAUAAGGGACCUAUAAGCACCCCGAGGGGCCUAGCACACCACCACGCCUGGCCAGAGGGACGAUAGCAGGCUAGACCUAUUUGAGUUAGUGGAGAACAACCCAAAGUGCGUACGUGGAACUGCGCAAAGCCAAAACGUGCAAAACACCUGAACUCAAGGCACUGGUAUUCCUUCACGACAACUGAUUCAAACGGCUCCAAGAUAGACACUUUGAUUCCGGCGGGUAUAUUCUAUUUUCUACAAUCCUCUCUCAUCAUCCCCCGCCGCUAUCAAGUCGGUUACCAUGUCGGCAUUCUCUCGACUUCUGGUCCUGAUCGGCAUCCUUUCCCUAUUCCAUGCAGCCUAUUCCGCCCACGAAUUCGCUGCCCUGAGUAACAAGCUUCACAAAAAUGCCCAACUACCUCUCGACAUCAAACUCGAAACCCUCGUCUCAGUCUUCUUAGCCUCGGUGGGCCUAGUCCUGGGCUCUGACUCUCUGAAACCUAUCAGCUGGAAUGCUUGGGCCGGCAACAUCGAAAAGCACGGUCUCGCAAAUCCUUUCCACGCAUUCGAGGAAAGAGUGGGUUUCAUGGAUAUCCGAGCUCAGAGGAAGGAGUUUGCAAAUUGGGCUCGUCAACAAGCAGGAUCUCCCAAGAGUUGAAAACAGCCUCGUGUCCAUUCCCAGCGUCAUCCAUUCCAGCUCUCAAUUCCUAGCGACUUGCGCCAUUCUUAAUCGCGACGAGAACGAUUUCCUACAAACCCCAAAAUAACAUAGACCGCAAUGUACUCUCGAAUAAUGACUUGACGUCCUUAACCACGUUUCGCCGCGACGAUUCCUAUUUACCCUGACAUCAGGAUCAUAUCUGCAGAAACAGAUGGACAUUUGCACAGUUCCAUUACAAAGUUAUAGAAUCUUGAAGUAAGCCCAGGCUGCAAGAAUGAACACUCGACAAGUGAUGGAUUCAACAAUUCUAUUCGGACUAUAUUGUCCGACUGAUAGAAACAAGACUCCACGCCAG
Messenger RNA from Exophiala mesophila, 1125 nucleotides. RefSeq lists its product as uncharacterized. Gene Ontology annotation, biological process: protein folding in endoplasmic reticulum. The record is from RefSeq and is a predicted model, not a curated record. Gene Ontology annotation, cellular component: EMC complex. Bases 411 to 767 code for a protein of 118 amino acids. Lineage: Eukaryota; Fungi; Ascomycota; Eurotiomycetes; Chaetothyriales; Herpotrichiellaceae. The transcript is spliced from 2 exons.